Arachis ipaensis is the source of this 2172-nucleotide messenger RNA. The record is from RefSeq and is a predicted model, not a curated record. NCBI's taxonomy places the organism in Eukaryota, Viridiplantae, Streptophyta, Magnoliopsida, Fabales, Fabaceae.
CUUGAUUGUCUUCUGGGUUGAUUGUUAAAUUAUGAAGGUCUACUCUGAUCACCUUACCACACAAGUAGCACAAAGACAUGUGUAAAUGACCAUAUAAUCUCCACACCCGAGUCACCAUAACAAAUAUAAAUACUAGAGGUGUAAGCAGAGGGAUCAUCACAAAUAAACAAUGGAGACUUUUGAGAAAGAAAUGAAUUAUAUGAAGAAGUAUUAUGGGAGUGGAGAGACAAAGAAAGUGUCAUGGAGAGAAUCACAACUCAAAGGGUUGCGUCGUUUCCUCAUUGAAAAAGAAGAAGAUAUUUUGAAGGCCUUAAUGCUCGACUUAGGAAAGCAUCAAGUUGAAGCUUUUAGAGAUGAGAUAGGAACUUUGAUGAAGUCCUUGAAUUUUGCAUUGAGUAACUUAAAAUAUUGGGUAUCAGGCAAAAAGGCUAAAUUGCCACAAAUAGCACUGCUUAGUAGUGCAGAAAUUGUUCCUGAACCUCUGGGCCUAGUCCUCAUUAUUUCAUCUUGGAAUUUCCCAUUUGGUUUAUCCUUGGAGCCACUAAUAGGAGCAGUAGCAGCUGGAAACACAGUGGUCUUAAAGCCUUCAGAGUUAUCACCAGCAUGUUCUUCCAUACUUGCCCUUGGACUUCCCAAUUUCUUGGACAACAAAGCCAUUAAGGUUGUACAAGGUGGACCCCAUGAAUCUCAGCACCUUCUCCAGCAAAAAUGGGACAAAAUCUUCUUCACAGGAAGUGCACGUGUGGGGAAGAUUGUGAUGUCAGCAGCAGCGAAGCAUUUGACUCCUGUGACUUUGGAGUUGGGUGGAAAAUGUCCUGCAGUUGUUGAUUCACUUUCAUCUUCUUGGGACUUGGAGGUAGCGGUGAAGCGAAUUCUAGUGGGAAAAUAUGGGGCAUGUGGUGGUCAAGCAUGCAUAGCAAUUGACUAUGUCCUCGUGGAAAAUCAAUACUAUCCAAAACUGGUAGAAUUGAUGAAACUAUGGAUCAAGAAAAUGUUUGGGGAGAACCCAAAAGACUCCAACACCAUUGCAAGGAUAGUUAAUAAACAACACUUGUCUAGAUUGAAGAAUCUUUUGGCUGAUCCAGAGAUCAAGAAAUCUGUGGUUUAUGGAGGCUCUAUGGACGAAAGAAACUUAUUUAUUGAGCCAACAAUCUUGUUGAAUCCCCCACUUGAAUCAGUAAUCAUGACAGAAGAAAUUUUUGGUCCAUUGCUUCCAAUUAUUACUGUAAGAUUCGGUGAAAAUCAUGCUAUAUAUAGAAUUGACGUUUUUCUUAAUGUUGCCUUCAAUAAUUUUCAGGUGGACAAAAUUGAAAACAGUAUUAAAUUCAUAAGCUCUAGGCCUAAGCCUCUUGCACUCUAUGUCUUUUCCAAAGAUAAGACACUGCAGAAUAGAAUGAUAUCUGAAACAUCUUCUGGCAGUUUAACUUUCAAUGAUGCAAUUCUACAAUAUGCAGCGGAUUCUCUACCAUUUGGUGGAGUUGGAGAAAGUGGAUUUGGAAUGUACCAUGGGAAGUUCUCUUUUGAUACAUUCAGCAGCCAAAAGGCAGUAGUUAGAAGAAGCUUCCUCACUGAUUUCUGGUAUAGGUAUCCACCAUGGACACUGAACAAGUUUCAGCUUCUUGAGGUCUCUUACAACUAUGAUUAUCUGGGGUUGCUCCUUGUCUUGCUUGGCCUAAAGACACCAUCAAAACGCAGAUCAUAUUUCGCUAACCCCUGAUUACUUUCACCAUUAGUAGUAUUAUUUAUUUAUUUAAGUGUUUAUAGCUUCCUUUCCUUUUCUGAUUAUGUGGUUGCUGGACUGGAGAAUUAUGAGCUGCAAUAUCAUCAGCCAGAUAUUUAUAAAUAAAAUAAUUAUAACAAAUCAAACCAGAAAAUAAAUAUCCGAAGACAACAUAGAUGUCUUUGUUAUGAACUUAUGAUACAUCAAGUGUAGUUAGUUGCAGACACGGAGUUAAUGAGAAUUAGGGCUAUAUUCUUGUCACAUUAAUUCAACUAUUAGUUAUAGAUAUCAAUGCUGAAUCAACAAAAAGCAAUAUAGUGUAAUAAAAACAAAAAACAGAAGUCACAUUCAAUGAUGUAUUAUAGAACAAAAUUACACUAUUUGCAUGAUGAUGAAACAGAAUAUUCUAAGUUCUACACCUCAUCAAUCUAACUAUUUCAUGCUCUUCUCAC